Messenger RNA from Eremothecium cymbalariae DBVPG#7215, 786 nucleotides. RefSeq names its product Cap1p (gene CAP1). Gene Ontology annotation, cellular component: F-actin capping protein complex; actin cortical patch. NCBI's taxonomy places the organism in Eukaryota, Fungi, Ascomycota, Saccharomycetes, Saccharomycetales, Saccharomycetaceae. Bases 1 to 786 code for a protein of 261 amino acids. The record is from RefSeq and is a predicted model, not a curated record. Gene Ontology annotation, molecular function: actin filament binding. The transcript has a single exon. Gene Ontology annotation, biological process: actin cytoskeleton organization; barbed-end actin filament capping.
AUGUCAAAGUUUGUGGACCUUAUUACCCAAUUGGUGUUUGAUGCCGCUCCUCAAGAAAUAAACACAGUUUCAGAGUUAUUAGCAACAGUUACUGACAACAAGAGUAACGAUGUCAUCCUUCAAGUGGUUGGGGAGUACAACGUUGCAAAGCGCCUUCCCAUUGAUUUGAAUGGUUCUUAUGUAUUUGCUACUGAAUAUAACAAGCAAGGUUCUAAGUUUUAUGACCCCUUUCAUAAGGUUUUGUUCUCAGUAGAUCAUUUGAAAAGGGUUGGUCUAGAUGUGGAAUCUCAUGAGGUAGAUGUUACCAAGGAACAAAAAGAUAUAUACGAACAGUUGGGAGACUAUAUAUCCGGUAGUUUCCCAGGUUCUGGCACAUAUACAGUACUUCCUGCCGAUAACGCAGAUGAGCUGGUCAUUAUUAUUGUUAGCACACGUUAUAGUCCUAAUAACUACUGGAGCGGCUACUGGAAAUCGGAGUAUAUCUAUAAUUCAAGUUCAAGAAGCUUAAAGGGAGAUGUCCAUGUAUCCACUCAUUAUUAUGAGGAUGGAAAUGUUCAAUUUAACACCAGUGAGGUUUUCGAUGAGGAAGAAGUGGACGAAGUCGUCAAGACCAUUCAUAAGUUAGAAUCUGCAUUUGAAGCAAGAUUAGAUAAAUCCUUCAGAGAACUAAAUGAAGGUGAAUUCGCCAAAUUAAGGAGAAGAUUACCCGUGACCAGGUCGAAAGUAAGCUGGGGUAAAGCAAUUGGUAACUACAGACUAGGCAAAGAUGCCUCCAAGGGUAUGUAA